AUGAAAGAUGAUGGAUGCGAGAAAGAAAUUAGUAUGAGGCAUGAAAGUACGAGAGGCAUAAUUGAUAGAACUGGAAUGAAAGAGUACAACCCGCUACGAAAAAAAUCAACGAAGCUAGCGAGGGUAGCCAGAGAAGAAGCACGACCUAAGCAGACAGCGCAAAAUAACACAAUUAAGUUCAUCUAUGGUGGGUGUGAAACCUCGUCUUGCGGAGAAGAAGCUGCUUGUGUUCAGUACAACACCACUGUACACUACUGCGUGUGCACAUCUAACGCAGAACCGGCAAAAGAAGGUGUAAAAUGCCCGCGAAGCACAGUGCCCCUGACUCAACGUCAAGCGAUCCACAACGUAAUCCCGCCGCGGCCGUCAAACGCCACCGACCUUAGAUAUCCACCAUCGCCACCUACCGCACAAGUGCCAAAUCCAUUCAUCAGUAGCGAAAUUUUAGCAGAAGCUACAACAGGCAGUGACACAGCCAUUGCAGGAUCAGGAUCAUACUCGAGCGCCAGUGCGCCUGUUCUUGUGAGCAUGGCAGCAGGCUGUGGUGUACUAUUGCUCUUAGUUUCAAUCCUUAUUUUCUACCUCAGAAAACGUAUAUGUAAUAUAGAAAGAAAAGACAAACCGCGUAUACGACCAGGAGAACCACUACUUGCUGAACGAUAUAUAACGAACCCGCAGUACGGUGUUUGCGGCGCAGGGAAUGUUGCGGUGCCGAUAACUGUGCCAGGAUCACCCGCUCCACUGCCAGCGAAUAAAACUAACGAGCCCCAAGUUACACUCUUGGAAAGAAAUGCUCUAACAUUCGUGGAAGAAGUAGGCGAAGGUUGUUUCGGAAAAGUUUAUAAAGGGAUUCUCAGAAGUAGUAACGAUGAACAACAAGUUGCUAUUAAAGUUCUAAAAGAUAAUGCAGGACGCAAUGCGGAAGAAGAUUUUGUUAGAGAGGUUUCUAUAAUGUCAGCAUUCCGUCACCCAAACAUUUUAACUCUUAUAGGCGUAGUAUACAAAGAUGAUACAAAUGUAAGUCCGUGGAUGGUUUUUGAAUACAUGGAAUGGGGCGACUUGGCAGGUGUUUUACGUGGUUCUCGAGGAGGUAGACAACCAGGAUUAGAACUCGAUGAAGCAGCUUUACUACACGUAGCUCUCCAAGUAGCACGUGGAAUGCAAUAUUUAGCAUCCAGGCGAUUUGUGCACAGGGACUUAGCUGCACGGAAUUGUCUAGUCGGUACAAAUUUAGCUGUCAAAAUAGCAGAUUUCGGAAUGUCACGAGACGUUUACACGUGUGAUUAUUAUAAAAUGGGUCGUGAGCGACCUAUGCCAGUGCGUUGGAUGUCACCAGAAAGUAUUGUAUAUGCUAGGUUUACACACGAGUCUGAUGUUUGGUCCUACGGUGUAGUUCUUUGGGAAAUUUAUAGUCGUGGAAAACAGCCUUUUUAUGGUUGUAAUAACUAUGACGCUUCAAAAAAGAUUUUGCGAGGAAUACUUCUAGUGCCACCAGAUGAUUGUCCUCGAUUCGCUUGUGAAUUAAUGCGCGCAUGUUGGGCCAUAGAUCCUAGGGAUAGAAUAAUGUUUGAUGAAAUUUGUACGAAACUGGAAACCGCACAAGCUAACGGAUCUGACUCUAGUCCACAAAUGCGAUUACCACGACCACCAGUAGGACCCUUAGAAUCAGAGGGCUAUCUAGUACCUAAUCCACCCCCACCGACUGUUGAUUACUUAAAGCCUCUGCCUGACAGCGAUCGGGAUACAGAUUUUAGUGAAGACGAUGAUGUGGAAGAAUACACUUGACAUUUAAAACCGACACCAAGCUCACAAUAUGUUCCCCGCUUUUCACCAAUGGCUGGUGCUAGGUGGACUGCCUUCACAUUCCUAACGAAAAUGAACAAUGAACAGUUCGAAUGCUAAAAAAAAUAUUCGUUUUACUGAAAUGACCAAAUUAAACUUAAUAAAAAGGAAUGUACUGUCUAUAUGAUUUUAAUGUAGAAAGAAUACUCAACUAUAACAAUUAUGAUGUGUGAUAUUUUUCCUAAAUAUACCUACAUAUUAAACAAUUAAAUGUGUCGUGUGUGUAAAUAACCUCUUAAAACAAUUGAUGACGACUACUGAGUGAUCGUCAUUUUGAAUAGUGUGCCAUAAAAUGUUUAUACCAAAAAUAUAUAUGUGAUGAUUGAUGUAUUAAUUAUCA
Messenger RNA from Melitaea cinxia (Glanville fritillary), 2182 nucleotides. RefSeq names its product NT-3 growth factor receptor-like. The transcript is spliced from 8 exons. Gene Ontology annotation, biological process: cell surface receptor protein tyrosine kinase signaling pathway; cellular response to nerve growth factor stimulus; protein phosphorylation. NCBI's taxonomy places the organism in Eukaryota, Metazoa, Arthropoda, Insecta, Lepidoptera, Nymphalidae. Gene Ontology annotation, cellular component: signaling receptor complex; axon. The record is from RefSeq and is a predicted model, not a curated record. The coding region runs from base 1 to 1785 and encodes 594 amino acids. Gene Ontology annotation, molecular function: transmembrane receptor protein tyrosine kinase activity; neurotrophin binding; ATP binding.